UGCUCGGCGCUCAGAUCUGAGAGCUGCUCACGAGUCUCGUCUCUUUACAGUUGCCAAUCUCCCCUCAGGCUAGCGAGAUGAUUCCAUAGGGGACGUGAAGUCCUUAGUGUAGCGGGAUGGGCGCGCAAAGCCGAUCACUUCCGUGUCCUGCGUAGGUAGUGAUCAGCCAAUCAAGGCCCGGCUCCUUUUCCCGCGUCUCGCAGGUUGCUAUGGUGACGCAGAGGCCUCAUCCACGCGUCCAAGGAAGCUGAUCAGGUCACUGGAUGCCUCUGUUCUCCCUGUCCAGGCUGCGGCCGCAUUGUGGAGAGGCAGAGGGCGUGGGACGCGGGUCCCCACCAUCGCACAGGAACAAAACAGACAGACAACCCAAAUCACAGCGACUUUCCUCCCGCACUGGCAGUGGCAUCUGAAUUGGCGGCAACGUUUCCGUGUUCCUUGGCCGACUCUGGUGCUUGUGUUUGUCACCAUCACUUCUGUUAACCUUCCGGGAGCUAGAGAUGCUGCAUUGCCAUAGCUGAGAAACCUACCCAGACAUGGAAAACUUCAUCCUGUAUGAGGAGAUUGGCAGAGGAAGCAAGACCGUUGUGUAUAAGGGACGUCGGAAGGGGACAAUCAAUUUCGUGGCCAUUCUUUGUACUGAAAAGUGCAAACGGCCUGAAAUAACCAACUGGGUCCGUCUCACCCACGAAAUCAAACACAAGAACAUUGUGACUUUCCAUGAAUGGUACGAGACCAGCAAUCAUCUCUGGAUGGUGGUGGAGCUGUGCACAGGUGGUUCUUUAGAAACUGUGAUUGCUCAGGACAAGAACCUCCCAGAAGAUGUCGUGAGAGAGUUUGGGGUGGAUCUGGUCAUGGGGCUGCACCAUCUCCACAGGCUUGGCAUCCUCUUUUGUGACCUUACUCCUGGGAAGAUACUCUUGGAAGGGCCUGGAACACUGAAGUUCAGCAAUUUCUGCCUGGCAAAGGUGGAAGGAGAGAGUCUGGAGGAGUUCUUUGCCUUGGUGGCGGCAGAAGAAGGAGGCGGUGACAGUGUGGAAAACACACUGAGGAAAAGCACGAGAAACCGAGUCAGAGGCUCUCCAAUAUAUGCGGCACCAGAAAUCAUAAAGGGAACCGACUUUUCUGUCACCAGUGACCUCUGGUCUUUGGGCUGUCUGCUUUAUGAAAUGUUCUCAGGCAAACCCCCGUUCUUCUCAGAAACCAUGUCAGAAUUAGUUGAGAAGAUCCUGUUUGAAGACCCGUUGCCGCCGAUCCCAAAGGACUCGUCCUUCCCCAAAGCUUCUUCAGAUUUUGUUAAUCUGCUGAGUGGACUCCUGCAGAAGGAUCCUCAGAAAAGGUUGUCGUGGGAGGGAGUCCUGCAGCACGCCUUCUGGAAGGAUGCCCUGCAGAGAGAGGACGCCGACUCGGCCUCCGAGGACUGCAGCUUCAGUAGAAACAUCACGGAAUGUUCUGGGCCGCACGAUUCCAGGGAGCUUUCGCAGAGCCCUCAGAAUGGGCAGAAAGGGCAGGAGGGGGCUCAUCGGCUCAGCCAGUCUUUCCGGCUAGACAACGCGACUGAGCUGAGGCCCAAGAGUACCACAGGGGGCCAGCUGAAUGAAUCCAUAUUCCUCCUCAGCUCACGGCCCACUCCAAGGACUAGUGCCAUGGUGGAGUUAAGUCCUGGAGAGGGUGAGGCUGCCAGCUCGCCACAGACCUCUCCUUUGUCCAAGGUGACCCGUGGGCAUCUGAGCCAGGGGGCCCUGGAGUUCCACAUGAGGGAGCUGAUUUACACGGACUCGGAUCUUGUGACCACUCCAAUUAUCGACAACCCCAAGAUAAUGAAACAACCUGCAAUCAAGUUUGAUCCAAAAAUCUUGCACCUACCGGCUUAUUCUGUGGAUAAGUUGCUGCUCCUGAAGGACCAGGACUGGACCGCCUUCCUGCAGCAGGCCUGCUCCCAGAUCGACUCCAGCGAGAAGAGCGCAGGGGCGGCGCGAGCCAAGCUGAACCUCCUGUGCUAUCUGUGCGUGGUGGCUGCUCACAGGGAGGUGGCCACCAGGCUGCUCCACUCCCCACUGUUCCAGUUGCUAAUCCAGCAUUUGCGAAUAGCUCCUAACUGGGAUAUACGGUCCAAGGUUGCUCGCGUGAUUGGCUUGCUGGCCUUGCACACCACAGAACUUGAGGAAAAUGUGCCAGUUAUCGAGGUGACGUCUUUCUUUACUGACAUCCUCAUGGAGAACGUGGCCUCUGGUUGGAUGCAGAGGUGCCGAGAACCAAGCCUAGGUCCUCUAAGCCACAUAAAUGCCACCUGGGAAGAAAAGAACCAGCACCCCAGGGACUGCUGGACUGUGCCCCUGGCUGCGCACACUGUGCUGAUGAGGUGCCUGCGGGAAGGGGAAGAGCGUGUUGUCAAUCACAUGGCUGCCAAGAUUAUCGAGAAUGUUUGCACAACAUUUUCCGCCCAGGCGCAGGGCUUCAUCACCGGGGAAGUCGGGCCUGUCCUGUGGCACCUGUUCAGACACUCCACGGUGGACUCCCUGAGGAUAACGGCCAUAUCGGCCCUGUGCAGAAUCACACGCCAGUCUCCCACAGCCUUCCAGAACGUCAUCGAGAAGGUGGGACUCAAUGCUGUCAUCGGCUCCCUGGCAUCUGCCAUCUGCAAAGUGCAGCAGUACAUGCUGACACUGUUCGCGGCCAUGCUGUCCUGUGGGAUUCACCUGCAGCGGCUGAUCCAAGAAAAGGACUUCGUGUCUACCAUCAUCCGUUUGCUGGACAGUCCGUCCACUGCCAUCCGAGCCAAAGCCGUCCUGGUGCUGCUUUACAUCCUGAUCUACAACCGGGACAUGCUGCUGCUGAGCUGCCAAGCGAGGCUGGUGAUGUACAUCGAGAGAGACAGCAGAAAGACCUCCCCAGGCAAGGAGCUGCAAGGUGGGAGCGAGUACCUGGCCAGGUGCCUGGAUCUCCUCAUCCAGCACAUGGUACAGGAGCCGCCGCGGAUCCUAGGCGACAUUAUCAAUGCUCUGGUCAAUGUGUCUGGCCGAAAGCACCCAUCAACGGCCCAGGGAAAGCAGCUGAAGAUGUGUCUUCCCAUGAUGCCCGUGGUGCUCCACCUGGUCAUGUCUCAGGUGUUCCGGCCUCAGGUCGUGACGGAAGAAUUUCUCUUCAGCUAUGGGACGAUUCUUAGUCACGUUAAGUCGGUUGACUUGGGAGAAACCAACAUAGAUGGAGCCAUAGGGAUGGUGGCUUCCGAGGAGUUCAUCAAGAUCACCUUGUCCACCUUUGAAGCAGUGAUACAGUACCCUGUUCUGCUGGCCAACUACCGCUCUACGGUGAUUGAUUACAUUUUGCCACCCUUGGUCUCCUUGGUUCAAAGCCAGAAUGUGGAGUGGAGACUCUUCAGCUUGCGGCUGCUCUCUGAGACCACAGCCUUACUGGUGAGCCAGAAGCCGGAGGAUGGCGAUGAUGAGGCCGGCUGUGAUCCUGACAGCAAUCUUCUGGCUCUCUUCAGGGACGAGCUGCUCCCCCAGUAUGAGCACAUCCUCAUGGAGCCUGACCCAGUUCCCGCCUAUGCUCUGAAGCUGCUCGUUGCCAUGACGGAACAUAACGAGGCUUUCACCAGGCUUGUGGAGGAAAGCAAACUGGUCCCGCUCAUUUUCGAAGUGAUUCUGGAACAUCAGGAGAGCAUUCUGGGUAACACCAUGCAGAGUGUGAUUGCAUUGCUCAACAAUCUGGUUGCGUACAAAGGCUCAAACAUGCAGCUGCUUUAUAAACAGGGACUCGUUGGCCAUGUCUGUAACAUGUUCACAGUAACUGCCACACUGUGCUUAGAUUGGGGCAAUAAAAACAGCAUAGAGCCGGCGGCCACGCUGCUGGCGUCGCUGCUCGAUAUCCUGCUGGGAAUGCUGACACACACCUCUAGAGUUGUUCGGCAGGCUCUGCAGGGCUGUGCCUGCUCCACACCAGGGCUGUGCCCGCUCCACACCGGGGCUGUGCCCACUCCAUACCAGGGCUGUGCCUGCUCCAAAAUGGCCCUGCUUUACACUGGGGCCAUGCCCAUUCCACACCGGGGCCGUGUCCAUUCCAUACUCACGCUGCUUCAUACUGGGGCUGUGCCUGCUCCACACCGGGGCCAUGCCCGCUCCACACUGGGAACUUACACCGCCCUCUCUGCCCACUUCCAGCUUCCCAGCGAGGACCCUGAGAUCUCCGAGGCGUCAUCCAAGUGCCUGUCCAUCCUCGUGCAGCUGUAUGGAGGAGAGAACCCCGACAGCCUGUCCCCAGAAAACCUGGAGACCUUUGCCAAUCUCCUGGUGACCAAGGAGGACCCGAAGGACCAGAAGCUUCUGCUGAGGAUCCUCAGGAGGAUGGUCAUCUCCAGUGAGAAGCACAUGCAAAGCAUCAGGAACACUGGCGACCUUCUGCAGGCCCUGAGGCGCCUGGCUCCGGCUCACAGCUCGCCUGUUGACACCACUGUGGCUUCCUUGGCCCUAGAACUCCUCCAGGCUGUUGGGCACUAGACAAGGCCGCACAAGGGCUCAUGGUCAGCUGCACCGUGAGGUCAGAUCCCACACAUUUCUCCUUCCCAUCAGCCUCAAGUGGAGCUAAUAAAACCACCGGGCCAGAACCUGAAGCCUCAAGCCCUCUUCUUCCCUCUGCAGAGGUCAAGCAAGCCUCGGGGCCCCUCUGCAGCAGCUCCGGACCUCACCUUCCCCUCACCUUCCCGUGGUAUUCUGCAGCCAUUUCCUUUCCUUCUCAGCAACAGAGAAUUCUAAGAAUUUUAGGGAGGCCUGGGUGAGAUUCACACAGCAGUCCAGUGUGCAAGUGAGUGUGGAACACUAGCGUCCACCCAGCUAGAGGGGAUGGCGAUGAACCAGCAGAAUUGUUCAUCCCUCAGACUUUACUGUUUCUGCCAAGUGCUAAAGGUCUGGUGGACGCUCAAGGUUGUGGGGCUGCUGUGUGGGGUGGGGCCUGGGCAGUUUCAACUAGAUAACCUUAGGCCUCUGGAACAGCUUUGAAUCAGGUUUCUGGCCCACUUGCCGCUCUGGGCUGCUUCUGCGGGGAGGGGUGUGCACAGCCAGACCAGGGCAGGCAGGCAAGCAGACAGAGUAUCCCUCUGUAGAGGGAGCACGGGCCUACAUUCACCGGCAGCCCUGCUGUGACAUGAUCUCGAUAGCCUGCCAGCUCCAAUUUAGCCUCACGACGAAAACAGCAACACUGUGCCUGACCACAUCAAAGGCAACCAUGCCAAUUACCUUUAGUCCCCACAGCCACCUGCAAGGGCCUCAGCUUCCUCUUGCAGACAAGGCUCCAUGGCAUGACUGGUUCAGGUUGGGUCCACUGUCCUGAGCAGCCCCAGGCAGGACUUGGCUGAAAGCUCUAAGACUUCACACGGCUCCAGCGGUGUCACCAGGGGCCGUGCGGCUCAGUGGUCCUGGCCUGGAUGCAUUACGGACCGAGUGGGCAGGUGCUCUAAGACAGAGAACCAAGUCUUAUCUCCCUUUGUUCUGUGCCUGAGCUCUGGAAUCCUGCAGGGAACUGCUUCAAAGCAAUGGGACAUUCUUCCUCCCCUCUCUCCCCUUUUCAGCAGAAUCUAAAACAGGAAGGCUUUAACAUUCCAGAACAUUCUGUUAGGUGGCUGGCUUACAGACAAGGGGCCUGGUGGUGUGAAGUAGAGCUCCUGUCUUACUAGAGGCUAGGCCUGCCUGGCCACUCCCCUCCCCUCUUAGUGCUGUGCCCUCCCCCACAAACUGCUGUGGAGACCAUGAGUGCGUAGACAGAGAGCAAAUACAAUUCCUCCUUUGCCUUCCCUGAGCUCUAGGAUUCUGGUGGUGGCCAGCAGUCCAGACCCAGGCUUCUGCCUCCACCGCUCAGUCUUACUCACUAAGCACACAAGUGACAGGGAGGUGGCUGCCCAGGCCCUACCUUUGCCCUCUCCAACAGCUCCCAGCUCAAGCCCUUUGCUUUAACCCACAGCCUGAGAGCAGGGUGGGAUAUGCUGGCUCUCAGGAAACCCCAGAGGGUAAAUGGCCACAACUGUUCUGGAGGAUCCUUAGGUAGCAAUGGCAGUCGGCUAUAGGCUCACUGCCAUGCCCACGUCUUUUGUUUCCUGCACGAACCCCCAGGAUACGGGGCUGAAGUUUUCCUGUGCUCUGGCAGCUCUGGCUGUUAACAAGGUGAGUGUAGGAUUCGCAUCUCCCCAAUGGACAGCUCACAAGGUGCUCUUUACCGCCUUCCCCAGCACUGAAACUAGAAAGCACUAAUAAAUCUCCCCGGGUGCAGCAGCCCCAGCCUCAGCCAUGCCCGAGGCAGCAUAAAAAGGUCCUAUCCUUGA
Molecule: messenger RNA, 6310 nt
Organism: Microtus ochrogaster (prairie vole)
Lineage: Eukaryota; Metazoa; Chordata; Mammalia; Rodentia; Cricetidae
Gene: Ulk4
Product: unc-51 like kinase 4
Exons: 39
Coding region: 534-4496 (1320 amino acids)
Biological process (GO): protein phosphorylation
Molecular function (GO): protein kinase activity; ATP binding
Source: RefSeq, a predicted model, not a curated record